CCAAGUUAAACCCAUGAUGUCACCAAAGCGCCUACAGAGCGAGCAAAUACAACUGCCCGUGGGUGGGAGGCACAUCAAGGAUCCAUUUCACAAACAGCACCACUUGCAUUCAGUAGCAAGCAAUUUAGCUAUGUUUGUUGUGUGCGGUGCUUUUGCUGUUCCUUGCUCACAUGUGGUCACUUUGUUUUAGGUACAGUGUCAUCCUCCUGGCCCUGGUGGACCACAGAUACCUAUUCCGUUACGUCAGCGUGGGCACCCCUGGGAGGUGCCAUGAUGCGAGCGUCUAUCGGCGCUCCCCGCUGGCGCAUCUGCUCGAGCAGAACCAGACUGCUGUACCAAGGGUCAUUGAUGGCACGGAGAUACCUCCCCUCGUCCUGUGUGAUCAGGCUUUUCCCCUGACGAGGAACUUGAUGAAACCAUUCCCCCACAGCCUCAACCACCCCCAAGGGAAAGGGGAUCUCUCUAAGGCCAGGCGCGUGGUCGAGAGUGCGUUUGGUCGUCUGAAGGCCCGCUUCCGCAUCGUCCUCAAGCGGAUGGAAAUGAGAAUCGACCACGUGAACGCUGUCGUCAGAGCCUGCUGCACCAUACACAACAUCUGCAAGAUGCUCAACGAUGGGGCGGAGAAGCAGUGGGUCGACGCGGCCAGGAAAUUAGAAGAGAGCGCAAAGCGUGAGCAGGCAAUGCACAGGACCAAGGCCACAGAAGAUGGCGCCGAUGCAGUGCGGGAUGCACUCGUUGCAUACUUCGAGGCGAACCCGCCCUCUCAGCGUGGCUAAAACCCAGACGUUCGCCCUCUCAGUGCGACUAAAACCCGAGACGUUCGCACAGUAAACUACAGAACACUAAUUGGUUAAAGGGGCACUGAAGUCAUUUUUUAAGGUCUUUUCUUAUGUUAUAUUGUUUACAAAGUGUUAGUGACUACAUAUAUCAAAUUCUAGAAUACAAAACUGUUUAUUCAUCUCGGGGCAAUGGAAAAACAUGCGGACUCUUUUUUCUCGCAGGGUACAAUCUCUGGACCGCAGAAAGUCCUACAAUAUGCACUACAUGCCAUUAAUCUGUCCACGUGACAUUGAAUUCUCAUUGCUAUUCCAGGCAGUGAAAAAUAAAUAAAUAUUCCUUUUCUGAGCGGGCUCAACCACUCACAUGACACAGCAGUUUUCAUUUCUUUUCAGCAAAGCAUGCUUUGUCCACUUAAAUACAGGUCAUUGCUACAGUAAGCAUGAAAGCACGUCAAAUUGAGAUUUCACAGUACAGUCGGUUAGAAAUAAAAUGCGACCAGCGGCUGCAUGGUCUUCACUAGACUCUGCGCUUUCUGCUUCAUACA
Messenger RNA from Ixodes scapularis (black-legged tick), 1324 nucleotides. RefSeq lists its product as uncharacterized. The transcript has a single exon. The coding region runs from base 171 to 776 and encodes 201 amino acids. Lineage: Eukaryota; Metazoa; Arthropoda; Arachnida; Ixodida; Ixodidae. The record is from RefSeq and is a predicted model, not a curated record.